UCAAGAAAAGCACAACAGGGAAAAUUAAUAUGUGUUUCCUGUAUUUUUCGUUGUGUUUUAGUGUUGUUUAUUUUGUUUUUUCAAAAGAAAUAUAAAGAAAUGGAGCCCUCCGAAAUAGAAUUCUUAGCAGAAAAAGAGCUGAUUACUGUGAUACCCAAUUUUUCCCAUGGUAAACUUUAUUUAAUUUGCGGAGAUUGUGGUCCGUUUGUUCCUAGUAUUCCUGUACAAGUUCCACUUUGGCUUGCUAUCAAUUUGCGCCAGAGACAGAAGUGCCGAAUUUUACCUCCAGAUUGGAUGAGCCUUGAAAAAUUAGAGGAAAUUAAACAAGAAGAAACUGAUUCCAGCAUAUUUUCACCAAUGCCCAGUGAACAUUAUAAAGAAAUCGCUCAGUUGUUAUUUGAUGUGGCGAUAUCUGAUAUCCCAAAUGCUGAUGAAAUUCAAACUCUGAUCAAAGAUAUUUGGGACAUAAGAAUGGCAAAAUUACGAACUUCAGUUGAUGCAUUCGUUGCCAGUGAAGCGUCACAUGCUCAACUUGACAAUUUGACAGUGUUCGAAAUUAAUUUUGUGAGGCCUCUACUGACAGCUGCUCUAUAUCAACUUCAAAAAUUUAAACGGGCAGCUGCGGCUUCACAAGCAGACAGCCAGAGUCAAUCAGCAAGUCUUCUAUGACAUGUCAAUUUUAAAUAUGUGUCGGAAAAAUUACUAAUUUGAAAACUGCCACUGAAAGUGUUAAAAGUACGUUUUUUAUUGUUGCAAUGUAACAUAACUGCAUCAUCUUAUUUCAUUAUAUGUUGAAACAUUUUAUUCUACAAUACAAAUUUUACAAAUGUAUGCUUUUUGUUAUGUUU
Messenger RNA from Uloborus diversus, 848 nucleotides. Its product is annotated as DNA replication complex GINS protein PSF2-like. Gene Ontology annotation, cellular component: GINS complex; nucleus. The transcript has 2 exons. Gene Ontology annotation, biological process: DNA replication; double-strand break repair via break-induced replication. The record is from RefSeq and is a predicted model, not a curated record. The coding region runs from base 100 to 669 and encodes 189 amino acids. NCBI's taxonomy places the organism in Eukaryota, Metazoa, Arthropoda, Arachnida, Araneae, Uloboridae.